Messenger RNA from Spinacia oleracea (spinach), 4413 nucleotides. Its product is annotated as DNA mismatch repair protein MLH3. Gene Ontology annotation, biological process: mismatch repair. The coding region runs from base 249 to 4244 and encodes 1331 amino acids. Gene Ontology annotation, cellular component: mismatch repair complex. Gene Ontology annotation, molecular function: ATP-dependent DNA damage sensor activity; ATP hydrolysis activity; mismatched DNA binding. The record is from RefSeq and is a predicted model, not a curated record. The transcript is spliced from 26 exons. NCBI's taxonomy places the organism in Eukaryota, Viridiplantae, Streptophyta, Magnoliopsida, Caryophyllales, Amaranthaceae.
GACUGAAAGUAGGGAAGUAGACGCGUACAAGCUAGAAAUACAAAGUACAGACCAGACUCUCUUUCUCUCUCUGUUUUUCUCAAGUUUGCUCAUUUGCUGACGACGGCGACAAAUAUCAGGUGCCAUUAGCAACAGUCGAAUUUCUUUCUACUUAACUUCAAGUAACAUUUCUCUACUCCUCAACUCUCCGAUUACUAAGUUUCAGUUUGGAUGGCAAAAGAGAUUGGUUAACUUGUGGCAUUCUUUUGAUGGAAACCAUCAAACCUUUGUCAGAGGCUGUUCAAAGUAUAGUGCGCUCAGGGUUCAUCAUCAGCUGUUUAACAACUGUUGUUGAAGAGCUCAUAUAUAACAGCUUAGAUGCUGGUGCAACAAAGGUAUCUGUAUCUGUAGCUGUUAACAAUGGCUAUAUUAAAGUAGAAGAUGAUGGAUCUGGUAUUAGCCGGGAUGGACUGGUGCUGCUGGGAGAACGAUAUGCAACAUCAAAACUUCGGCAUUUUCAUGAAAAAGAUGAUUUUGUGGGAAGCUUUGGAUUUCGUGGAGAAGUUCUGUGCUCAAUUGCUGACAUCUCUUUAGUGGAAGUUGUAACAAGAGUUCAGGGGAGGCCCAAUGGGUAUCGCAAAGUCAUGAAGGGUCGUAAAUGCCUUUGUCUCAGUAUUGAUGAUGAUAGGCAAAAUGUUGGCACAACUGUAAUUGUUCGUGAUUUAUUUUACAAUCAACCUGUACGGAGAAGACAAAUGCAGCACAGUGUCAAGAAAGUUCUGCACUCAGUUAAAAAAUCUGCGUUACGGAUUGCCCUUGUGUUGCCUAAUAUUUCCUUCAAAGUCAUUGAUAUGGAGAGUGAAGAUGAACUGCUUUGCACACGUAGUAGCCCUUCUCCUUUGUCACUUAUGUGCAGCAAUUUUGGUAUCGAAGCCGCUAGUUUAUACAAGAUGAGCUUUUCAGAAGGACCGUUAAAACUUACAGGAUACGUGUCUUCUCUGUCGAGUUCUUUCUCAUCAAAGAUUGAUAAUGUUUUGCAGGUCAUUCAAUAUAUAUAUGUCAACUCCAGGUUUGUGGUUAAAGGCCCAAUUCAUAAGCUCCUGAAUCAUCUGGCGGAUAUGUGCCAUGACCAGUUGGGAGGUGACCGAGGUGGAAAGAGAGGUCAGCCUCAAGGUCCACUGUACUGUUUGAAUCUAAUCUGUCCUCUCCAUUCGUACGAUCUGAAUCUUGAAUUUUCAAGGGCAUCUGUCGAAUUUAAGGAUUGGGUUCCUGUACUUGCAUUUGUGGAAAAAUCAGUCACGCCCAUGUGGAGUAAGGAAGUAAAAAGGGGGAUUUCUCAUAAUCUUGAAGCUGACCACAUCAGGAAAGAUGACAUAAAGAAAGUAGUUGAAAAGACUUCUUGUGAGGAAAAAGAUUGGUGGUUGAAGACCUGUGAAAAUUCUACAAAGAGACGUAGGAUCCAGAACACUGAGGAUCAGCAUGCAUGCACUGAAGAUUCACUGGGAAUGCCCGUAGAAGACUGCGGCAACUUGUCUGUUUGGAAGAACAAUUGUAGACAACGCACGAAUCCAGAAAGAAUCACUGCAAAAUUUGGGGAAUCGGACACCGAGAAGGAGUUCCUUCAUCGGACAGAUUUUACUGGUCACUCUAACAGUAUCUUUAAUGUAAGGGAUGGUAUUGGCAUUGAUCUGUUAGAUCCUGAUAACGGACUGGCGAAUAGAGAUCUUUUAAGAAAUGAUAUCAGUACUAUGGAUAAAGAGGCCAAUUAUGCAAACAAUUGUCUUUCCAGUUCAAGAUGGCAGGAUGAAGCCAGUGUAGAAACUCCAUUUGUUCGUAACCAUAAAAUAGGAAGCGUUGGGAGUUUUGAGUACAUGCCAGAGAAUGACAGGAAUAGGGCUAAUGAUGAUCAGAGGGAGUUUCUUUUGCGAAGUUACUCGUGGGAAAAUUCACUUCAUACACCUCUGGACUGUGAUAAGGAGUACCAGUUUCAGACUGACAAUUUUAAGGCUAAUAGAAACUGUAACAAUUCCUAUGAAAAUGAAGAUGCUGAUAGUCUUAGUCGGAACUUUCAUAUUCAUCAACGAGCUCAGUGUCAGAGUGAGGUGACAAAUCUUUGGCCACUCCCUCAAUCCUAUAUAGGAUGCCGUACAAGGAAAGGUCUUGAUCUGGAUCAUAUGGAAUGUGACUAUUCAUUGCCUUCCUGUGUAAGAUCCUUUGACAGAGAGUACCAUUUAGAGUCUCCAAGUAAACCAGGCGCAUCGCUCUUCCCUUGCUCACCAGAAAACUUUUGUCUGCAAUCUGCAACUACAUAUCCUUUCCUGAAAGUGAAAGGUUGGGAUUUUGACAAUUUUAUUCAGAAUGAAGGUUUUGAGAGGAAGCCAGGAGUAAGAAAUAGUGAUGCUUUUGAGCAGUCUAAUUAUGAAAAGGAUGAAUUUUAUAGCGCCGGUCUUGGUAAUAGGUGUAGCAAUACAAAUUUCACUUCAACAAGUUGUUUGAAUUCUACAUCUCUCUUUACAAAUGAAUACACAGAGGUUGAAAAAGCCAGUUGGGAAUUUUCCCCACAUGGGCAUAAUAAUGUUGAUAAAAUGUCCUCUGUAAACUUUGGUGUUCCCUUGUUUGAAGACAUAUAUUCACCAUCUCCAGACAGAAGGCGUAGAGACUCAUCAGUCUGCUGGAGUCCAUUUUUACCCUCCAACAAAGGAAUCCAAAUGGAUCUGCAAAGAUUUCAAGAGUUUGGGCAGGAUAGUAUUCCUACUGAAAGGUCAGGGAGGAGUUAUGACAGUCCUGAUGGCCUACUUAUUGCCAGACAUGACUCUACGGUAACAAAUGAAACAAUUUCUCCAUGUCUAGAUUUUCAAAGAAAAUUAAGUUCAUAUAAACCAUCACCGUGUUUUUCAUCUGGAACUGAUGGUAAACGCCCCAAACUUGAUCAUCCAAGAUGUGAAGUUUAUGAACAAAAUCACAGCUCUUUGGAAUCAGGAAGCUCUGUGAGACCAAGAAGAAGCCAUUCAGCUCCUCCAUUUUUUAGGGGCAGAAAGAGAUUUCUCUCAGUAAAGAGUUCAUUGAUUUCUCCAACUGAAAAUUCGGACUUGCGGACAGCUCCUCAAGUUUGUACUGUCUCAGAAAAUGCCAAGUCGAAGAACCCACUUAUACCAGCACCGUCUUCUAGUAUAAGUUCCCAGCAUGAAGAGAUGAGAUUUGGGGAAGAUUCCCUGUUCUUUGUCGAACAAAAGGGGGACGAUACCUCAAAUAUCACACAAGCUACUAGUGCUUGGUCACUAGAUGGCAAAACAGAGGCUGCCUGUUUCAGCAUUGGCUACUUGAAGGACUUUCAGGAUUCUGAAACUUCAGAAACUAAGUGGCGAGAAGGUUGCCCAGAUACUAGAUUUAAGGAGAUUGCCAACUGUCUAAGAGCUGGAGAUAGGUUAAAUGACCUUAAAGCGGAAAAUGAAAUACUGGAUAUUCACUCUUGUAUGCUUGAUAUUGCUGGGGAUUCAUUAGUUCCGAAAUCUAUCAAUAGAAAUGGCUUGCAGAAAGCAAAGGUGCUUGUGCAGAUUGAUAAUAAAUAUAUUCCAAUUGUGGCGAAUGGAACCUUAGCAGUAAUUGAUCAGCAUGCUGCAGAUGAGAGAAUCCGACUUGAAGAAAUGCGUCACAAGGUUCUUUCUGGUGAAUUGAAGUCAAUAAACUAUCUGGAUAAAGAGAAAGAUUUGGUUUUACCUGAAAUGGCCUACCAGCUACUGUGCAAUUAUGCUGAUCACAUAAAGCAUUGGGGAUGGAUAUGCAACAUUUUCUCUCAAGAUUCUGGAUCAUUUGCAAAGAAUCUAAGUUUUUUAAAUGAGCGGGCAUCUGCUCUCACACUUAUUGCGGUACCAUGUAUUUUGGGUGUAAACUUGUCUGAUACAGAUUUAGUGGAAUAUCUUGAGCAACUUGCUGACACUGAUGGAUCAUCAACAAUUCCACCAUCUGUAGUUCGAGUCCUAAACAACAAAGCAUGCAGGGGUGCGAUUAUGUUUGGGGACAAACUCAUGCCGUCAGAAUGUUCCCUCAUAGUUGAAGAGCUGAAGCGAACAUCAUUGUGUUUUCAAUGUGCUCACGGAAGGCCAACUACAGUCCCUCUGGUGAAUCUGAAGGUAUUACAAAAGGGGGUCCUGCAGCUCGGAUCCUGGCAUGAACGUUCUAAGAAUACAUGGCAUGGACUCUGCAGGAAGGAGAUAACUCUUGAUCGUGCCAAACGUAGACUUAAUAUGGUAAAAGGCUGUGAAUGAAAAACUGAGCUUGAUAUGGUGGUAAAUGUAUAUAAAGGUCGCUUUUCUUUACGCAAUUUUGUUUUCUCUUGUAAUUCAGCAUUUCCAAUUUUAUCAUUAAAACAAAAACUUUCACCUAUAAAGAGGUAAUUUUUAAGCAUUUUGUUUCACUCAAAAAUAAAUAAAUAAA